This is a messenger RNA of Triplophysa rosa, 2945 nucleotides long. RefSeq names its product syntaphilin b (gene snphb). Gene Ontology annotation, biological process: neuron differentiation. Gene Ontology annotation, cellular component: cytoplasmic microtubule; mitochondrion. The record is from RefSeq and is a predicted model, not a curated record. The coding region runs from base 321 to 2405 and encodes 694 amino acids. The transcript is spliced from 7 exons. NCBI's taxonomy places the organism in Eukaryota, Metazoa, Chordata, Actinopteri, Cypriniformes, Nemacheilidae.
CGCAAUAUUACGCAUCUGUUUCACCUCGUCUUCCCUCACGAGGCUCUCAAACAAACCUCACGCGCCAGAAUCUCCUUGCAUCAUCACCCGCGCCGUCGACUCGCCCUCCCGAGCAGCGGUGCACCGCUGUGGCGGAGUCCUUGACGGGGACGAGCACCAGGGUAAACCACGACAAAACACUCAUGAAGACAACUUGACUUUCGCCGGAAGGCGGCAACAAGGCUGACAGCAGCUGGGCUUUUCAAGCUGUGUUGAGAAGGGGGAAGAGAGAGACAGAUCCAGCCGAAGAAGGAGAAUAAAGGCUGACGGAUACUGACUCCAUGUCUUCGCCUUCAAGUAAAAGAUCUGGUUCUGGAUCACGCAAAUUCAACCUGCUGAGGGCCCUACAGCCUAAGCAACGCUUUCAGCAAAUGCUGUCGUCUCCCACUGCGUCCCCCGCUUUUGACUAUUGCAGGUUUAUAGAGCUAGACUACACACCCAUGGAGUCAGGCAUUAUGGUCUCUAUGAGACAGAGCAGAGGAUUUCUCACACCAAAGUCCCCGGAACGUCACUGUCGACGCAGCCCAGCACCCGUCAGUAACCGUGAUCCUUAUGGAAACGCCUCUGUCAGCAGUAGUAGUAAUUCAGGGUCAUGCAAGGGCAGCGAUGGAAGCCCGACCCAUAGGCGUCACUUAAAAUACACCUCCUGCAAUGAUAACCAUGGUAUCCGACCCCCUCCACCUGAGCAAUACCUAACCCCUCUACAGCAGAAAGAAGUAUGCAUCAGACACCUGAGAGCACGACUCAAAGAAACCGUCGAGAGACUGCAGAACAGGGACACUGAGAUCGAUGCGUUGCGUACCCAGCUGUCCCGUAUGCAGGAGGACUGGAUUGAGGAGGAGUGCCACCGUGUGGAGGCUCAGCUGGCUUUGAAAGAGGCUCGCAGGGAGAUCCAGCAGCUCAAACAAGUCGUCGACGUCGUCCGAUCCAGUCUGGGAGACACCGACACGGGUGUGCAGAAGUGCUUCCAAGACAUAAACCUUCAGAACCACAAGCUGGAGAAUUUAUUGCAGAGCAUGGAGCUGGCUCAGAUUGGGACCGCCAAAGUGGGUGGAGGAGUGGUGGGGGCAGGGCUGGAGGUCAGCGAGUGUCUGGCGGAGUCGUCCGAAGGCUCCCCGGUUCACUCGCUAACCCGCAGCUCUACCUACACCAAGGUAAGCGACCAAGGUGGUCCGGAACGUUGCGGUAACGAAACCGAAUGCGACGUUCCAUGUUUGUCAGGUGAGGGCACGCAGGACAGCGGGUUUGUGUGCUGCGGAGAGAGUGGAAGAGGAGCCAGCAAGGCAGACCUGCUCCUGGAGGCUGCUUUUCUGUCUCAAGAGACAGCCUCGCUGCUCAAUGCGUACUCCCGCCUGCCACACUCCUCCACUUAUGAGGGACUGUGCAACAGUGAAUCCAGAACAGUGCCACUCCGUUGCGGCGAGAUGGGUACUGGGGCCAGCGUCAGUUUAAGUCAUCCCUGUCUAUCCCAUCAUCACCUAUACCUUCACCAUCUGAGAGAGCAAGCUAUUCAAACCGAUUACGACCACGCCCCCAACUCCGCCCCUGCCCAUGGACCCUAUACAUCGUUUAAUUCUGAUCUGGACACUAUUGCCGAGCGCACCUUCCGUUCUCAGGCCUGCAGUCCGACCUCUACCUGGAUGUCUGAUGAGGGAGAUGAUCUGGAGUCGGUAGCCACAGAAUCAGCAGUUACGACAACGGUUGCCACAGCGUCAAUCCUCAUGGACAGUGUUUCCAUAUCUGCUCUAGCGCCGGAGCAUACUGUGCAAUCUGACUUUGAAUCUGUGGCACUGAAUGCAACAGUACACUCUGUCACAGACUCAAAGCCCCGUCCAGAUGUGCCAGUUUUAACAACAGAUCUGACUCCACCUAAUUCUCUAUCCCAAGUAAGCAACUCUGUUCCGCUUGAGCCUACCAGAGACCCUUUGCCAAGUCCCGGCCACUCUCCUUAUUCUAAGCAGCCGUUAGUUGAAAAAGAAGAGGAGACCCUCCCACAAACCACCCAGCCUCGAAGCACACUCUCAGAUGCUGGGGUUGCAGGAGAUCACGUUAUAAACAUACAUCCAGAAGACGAAGAAGUGGAUGAGAGUGCUGCCGACAAUGAUUCCAAUUUGUCCAGCUGUGGGUUACCAGUAAAGAACUACUGGAGCCGUCAUUUCCUAGUGGAUUUGCUCGCGGUGGUUGUGCCAGUGGUGCCCACAGUGGCCUGGUUGUGCCGGGGUACGUACCGUGACGGUCAGCCGAUGUAUCAUAUUGGUUCCCUGCUGCGUGGUUGCUGCACCGUGGCCCUUCAUUCUCUACGUCGAGGGGGAGGUCUUCGCCACUACCCUGCAGGAGGAGGGGGUCCAGGGGGUAUGAAUAUAUGAGACAAACUUUACACUUUUGGGAAGCCACUGAAGGCACUGUUACUCUGUGAGAUGUGCACGUGGAAGGCGGUAGAAAGAAUUAAGGCAGACCCAAUGAAAGGGCAGUUUCUGGACACAGGACCUCGGUGCUGUCAUAAGUGCAGUUUCUUGGCGCUGUGUUGAUCUAUACACUUCUCCAGAGCCUAAUGAAUGGAACGGGGAAGGGGACUCGGUAGCAUUUAUUUACAACUACAAAAUGCUCUUCUUUGAGACUUUCUCUAAAAUUACUACCCAGAGGCUAUGUAUUUGGAAUGAUGGACUGAGACACAAUGAAAGAUACCUUCUAAAAUGAUUGUAUUACCCUUGUUACAAGUGAACGGCCACAAUGUAAUAGGAGGGUUCUGUCUUUUGAAUUUCCCUCACUGGGGAGGGUGUGUCUACCGUAUGUAAUACAUCUGAGUGAGUGUUUGUGUUGUGUCCAUGUACAGUGCAGCCAAAGUACCCAGAUAACUAAUAGCCAUCAUUGUCGUAGCUGUCAGUGAAUUGGUAGCUCUCCCAUUC